AAGCACAAUAAAGAAGCUAUAAGAUCACGCACAGAUUAUUUAUAAUAAAAAAUCUAUCUUAUUAUCAAUAUGCCUGGUCUCAUUUCAACUGAAGAAAGUAAAUUUAUAAGAAAAAUAUUAAUUCCAAUUUAUGAAAGUUCCGAAGCUCAUAAAGCAAUAUUAUGGUAUGUUAAUAAUCUGAAACUUCCUGGUGAUUUGAUUAUUUUCUUACAUGUUGUUGAACCGAUUCUACCAUCUGCUUUAUCUGGAUUAUCAAGUCAAUAUGAAACAAUGCCAUGUAAUGCUAAAUAUCAUGUAUCUGAAAAAAUAAUGAAUAAAGCUAAAUUAUUAUGUCAAGAACUUGUACAUGAAGCAAAUAUAUAUGGUAUAAAAUCAGAAGCAAUGAUACAAAUUGAUACAAAACCAGGUCCAGCUAUAAUUAAAAUGAUUAAUGAACAACAUAUUGAUAAUAUUAUUAUGCUUAAACGUAGUUUAAGUUUUAUUAAACGUGCAAUUACUGGAAGUGUUAGUUCAUAUGUAUUACAUCAUUCUAAUAUACCAGUUACUAUUCUAUCAUCAAUGAAUAAUUGAAAUUUAUUUUAAAGAUAAUAAAACGAUCAACCUCUUUUGUCCAAAAAAAAUAAAAAAAUAAAACGCAUUUUCAGUAUUGUACGUAUAUACAUAUACAUAUAUGGAAAGAGAUAAUAGUAUUACAUAAUUCAUUCAUAGAAAUAUUGAAAUGAGACAAUGAACAAUGAAGGCACUUUCUUUAAACAUUAAGAUGAUCAACGCCCUUCC
Molecule: messenger RNA, 777 nt
Organism: Schistosoma spindalis
Lineage: Eukaryota; Metazoa; Platyhelminthes; Trematoda; Strigeidida; Schistosomatidae
Source: the annotation of a GenBank genome assembly